Phalaenopsis equestris is the source of this 1402-nucleotide messenger RNA. RefSeq names its product methionine aminotransferase-like. NCBI's taxonomy places the organism in Eukaryota, Viridiplantae, Streptophyta, Magnoliopsida, Asparagales, Orchidaceae. Gene Ontology annotation, molecular function: L-kynurenine:2-oxoglutarate transaminase activity; pyridoxal phosphate binding. Gene Ontology annotation, cellular component: cytoplasm. Gene Ontology annotation, biological process: biosynthetic process. The record is from RefSeq and is a predicted model, not a curated record.
GCAUGCAUUAUUUUUUGACACGUGAAAACUAACAUGCACAAAACCCGGGCGUCAAAGCGCUGUUGUUCGAGCGUCGAGUAAUGGAGGCAAAACUCUCGAAGGUCGCGCGGAUUCUAAAACCGUCUCCAAUCCGAGAGCUUUCAAAGCUCGCCCAAAGAGUCGGCGCCAUUGAUCUCUCCCAUGGUUUCCCCGAUUUCCCCGCGCCGGGCGUCGAGGCUGCCGCCGGCCCUGCCAUCAACUCUGAUUUCAAUCAGUAUGGGAAUGUGCAAGGCAUCUGUGAAUUGCUGGAGGCAAAAAUGAAACAAGAUCAUGGUCUAGAGAUAAAUGCACUCACUGAUGUUGUGAUCUGCUGUGGCCAGACCGAAGCUUUUUUGGCAGCUAUAUUUGCUGUGAUUGACCAUGGCGAUGAAGUUCUUUUGUUCGAUCCUGCUUAUGAAAGAUAUGGCUCUGGGAUUUCUUUGGCUGGAGGAAUACCUGUCUAUGUGCCAUUGGAUCCACCUUAUUGGACUUUCGAUGUAGAAAAAUUUACAAAAUCCUUUACAAAUCGGACAAAAGCUGUGGUUCUUAACAGCCCGCAUAAUCCUACUGGGAAAGUUUUCUCCAAGGAAGAACUUGAAGCCAUUGCUGGAGCUUGCCGCAACAGGGACUGCUUCUGCAUUACUGAUGAAGUUUAUGAGUAUAUAACAUUUGACAUGCAUAAGCACGUGUCUAUUGCCUCUCUUCAUGGGAUGCAAGAAAGGACCAUCAUCACAUCAUCAUUGUCAAAAACAUUCAGCGUCACAGGUUGGAGGAUAGGCUGGGCUUGCGCCCCAUCCAACAUUGCAUCUGCAAUAAGAAAUGUUCAUAUCAAUUUCACAGAUUCAGCUCCUGCAUCUUUUCUGGAGGCUGCACUUACAGCUCUAAGAAGUUCCCCGGAAUACUUCCAGUCCCUUGGAACUAGUUAUGAAGCCAGGAGAGAUUAUGCUGUUGAGAUUCUCUCUGGGCUGGGUUUCAAGGUUCAAUUCAUACCGCAGGGUUCGUUUUUUCUAUUUGCAGAACUUCCCGAGGGUUGGUUACACUCUGAUGUGGAUUUUGUGAGGGAGUUGAUCAACAAAGGUGGGGUUGCUGCAGUACCUGGAUGCGAUUUCUUCCAUAACAGUUCCAAUUGUGAGAGUAAAUAUUACAAUAGGUUUGUUAGAUUUGCGUUUUGCAAGAGCGAUGAAACCCUCGGGGCUGCUGCACAGAGGAUUCGAGAUCUCCGACUCAUUGGGGGCGAGGGUGUGCUCCAGAAAUCUUGAAUUUCAUUUUUUUUUUACCCAUACGGAAUUAUUUUUACAACUAGUGGCUCUUUAUUGUAUAAAUCUUCGAAGGUUCCUCUUUUCAAGCAUUUUGUCUUGAUGAAUUUAGAGUUAGUGUGAUUGGU